GCUAUAUUUGAAUCCAUGACGCCCUCCGGGUGGGAAAAGUUAGUCCCUUUGGUCCCCCUGCUGGAGUUUCCUGUCAUUGGAAAAAAAAAAAAAAGAUGGCUACCCCGAGUAGCUCCACAACUCUCGGCCAAAAGUGAAGCAAAAAGUCCGGCAUUCGAAAGCACUAAGGACUCCAACCGGGGCCUUGUGGAACCCGUAGGAGGUCGGAGGAUGUCUCGCUGGGUGCCCACCAAGAAGGAAAAGUACGGCGUCGCAAUCUACAACUAUGAUGCUCGGGGAGAGGAAGAGCUGUCCUUGCAGAUUGGCGACACAGUGCACAUACUGGAGACAUACGAACACUGGUACAGAGGGCAUAGGCUGAGGAGGAGAUCCAGGAAGGGCAUCUUUCCAGCUUGUUAUAUCCACCUGAAAGAAGCCACAGUCGAGGGCUGCGGGCAAAAGGAGACCGUCAUCCCUACAGAGCUGCCUCUGGUUCAGGAGGUCACCACCACGCUACGAGAGUGGGCUUCAAUAUGGAGGGACCUUUAUGUGGGCGACAAACGCGAGAUGUUCAACUCGGUCCGGGACAUGAUCUAUGACCUCAUCGAAUGGCGCUCCCAAAUCCUCUCCGGCACCCUUCCGCAGGACGAACUCUCCGAGCUCAAACAGAAAGUCACGUCCAAGAUCGACUACGGCAACAAGUACUUGGAUCUCGACCUGGUAGUCCGGGACAAGGAUGGGAACAUUCUUGACCCCGAGCUCACCAGCACUGUCAGCCUGUUUCGAGCGCACGAAACGGCGUCCAAACAGAUCGAUGACCGGAUCCAAGAGGAGAAGUCUCAGAAGCAGAACAUCGACCUGAACAGGCAGGCCAAGUUUGCCUCCACGCCGGCGUUUGCCCUCUUCGUGACGCUAAAGAACGUGGUGUGCAAGAUCGGCGAGGACGCGGAAGUCCUCAUGUCGCUAUAUGAUCCGGUGGAGUGCAAAUUCAUCAGCGAGAACUACCUGGUGAAAUGGUCCAGCUCGGGUCUGGUGAAGGACAUCGACCAGCUUCACAACCUGCGAGCUGUCUUCACUGAUUUAGGCAGCGAAGACUUGAAGCGAGAGAAGAUCAGCUUCGUGUGUCAGAUCGUGCGAGUGGGCCGCAUGGAGCUGCGAGACAACAACACCAAGAAGCUGACGUCCGGGCUGAGGAGACCCUUUGGAGUGGCAGUAAUGGAUGUCACUGACAUCAUCACGGGCAAAAUGGACGACGAGGACAAGCAGCACUUCAUCCCCUUCCAGCCGCUAGCGUUGGACGACGCCAUGCUCCACAAGCAGCUGAACAUCUCCCGUUUUUCACCCAGGGUGGCCGGCGAGAACGACUUCCUGCAGACCGUCAUCAAUAAGGUCAUCACGGCCAAAGAAGUCAAUCACAAAGGCCAAGGCCUGUGGGUCACCCUCAAGCUCCUUCCCGGCGACAUCCAUCAGAUCCGGAAAGACUUCCCUCACCUGGUGGACCGGUCCACGGCUGUGGCGCGCAAGAUGGGCUUCCCGGAGAUCAUCAUGCCAGGUGACGUGAGGAACGACAUCUACCUGACCCUCGUCCAAGGAGACUUUGACAAAGGGAGUAAGACCACACCCAAAAACGUGGAGGUCACCAUGUCCGUGUUUGAUGAGGACGGCAAAAAAUUGGAGAAUGUCAUUUUCCCAGGUGCCGGAGAUGACGGGAUUAGUGAAUACAAGUCUGUCAUCUACUACCAAGUCAAGCAGCCCCGCUGGUUUGAGACCAUUAAGGUCGCCAUUCCCAUCGAGGACGUAAACCGGAGCCACUUGCGCUUUACCUUUCGCCACCGCUCAUCGCAGGACUCCAAAGACAAAUCGGAGAAGAUCUUCGCCCUGUCUUUCGUGAAGCUAAUGAGGUACGACGGGACCACCCUGAGGGACGGCGAGCACGAUCUCACCGUAUACAAGGCCGAAGCAAAGCGGUUGGAGGACUCGUCCCUGUACUUGAACCUGCCCGCCACCAAGAUGGAGCUGGAAGAGAAGGGCUACUCCACUACGAGCAAGAGCACGCAGAACCUGGGGAACUGCACCGUCAGCAAAGACUCCUUCCAGAUCUCCACCUUGGUCUGCUCCACCAAGCUCACACAGAAUGUCGACCUACUGGGGCUGCUGAAGUGGCGCUCCAACACCAGCCUCCUGCAGCAGAACCUGCGACAGCUGAUGAAGGUGGAGGGCGGAGAGGUCGUCAAGUUCCUGCAAGACACCCUGGACGCCCUCUUCAACAUCAUGAUGGAGAACUCGGACAGCGACACGUUCGACACGUUGGUGUUUGAUGCCUUGGUGUUCAUCAUCGGCCUCAUCGCCGACCGCAAGUUCCAGCACUUCAACCCCGUUCUGGAGACGUACAUCCGCAAGCACUUCAGCGCCACGCUCGCCUACACGAAGCUGACCAAGGUUCUGAAGAACUACGUGGACAACGCCGAGAAGCUGACGGAGCAGCUGCUGAAGGCCAUGAAGGCCCUGGAGUACAUUUUCAAGUUCAUCGUGCGCUCCAGGGUGCUCUUCAACCAGCUCUACGAGAACAAAGGAGAGGCCGACUUCAUGGAGUCUUUGAGGAACCUGUUCACGUCCUUCAACGACAUGAUGAACAGCAACUCGGAGAACACGGGCAUGGUGAAGGGCGCCGCACUUAAAUACAUUCCUACCAUCGUCAAUGACGUCAAGCUGGUGUUUGACCCAAAGGAACUAAGCAAGCUGUUCACCGAGUUCAUCCUGAAGGUUCCUCAGGGUCGCCUGAUGAAGCAGAAGCUGGACUGUCUGAUAGACAUUGUCCACAGCGAUCUGUUUACCCAUCACGAUUGCCGCGAGAUCCUCCUGCCGCUGAUGACGGAGCAGCUGAAGUUCCACCUGGAGAGGCGAGAGGAGCCCAAGGCUUGCUGCCAGCUGCUCAGCGACAUCCUGGAAGUGCUCUACAGGAAAGACGUGGGUCCCACCCAGUGGCACGUGCAGAUCAUCAUGGAGAAGCUGCUGAGGACGGUGAACAGGACGGUCAUCUCCAUGGGCCGAGACUCUCCUCACAUAGGGAGCUUUGUGGCCAGCAUGACUGCCACGCUGAGGCAGAUGGACGACUAUCAUUACGCUCACCUGAUCGGCACCUUUGGCAAGAUAAGGAGCGACGUGGUGGAUUUCCUCAUGGAGACCUUCAUCAUGUUUAAAGACCUCAUCGGGAAGAACGUCUACCCCUCGGACUGGGUCAUAAUGAACAUGAUGCAAAACAAGGUCUUCCUGCGGGCCAUUAAUCAGUAUGCGGCCGUGCUGAACAAGAAAUUUCUGGAUCAAACCAACUUUGAGCUGCAGCUGUGGAACAACUACUUCCACCUGGCGGUGGCCUUCCUCACCCAGGAGUCGCUGCAGCUGGAGAACUUUUCCAGCGACAAACGCGCCAAAAUAUGCCAGAAGUACCAGGACAUGAGGCGGCAAAUCGGCUUUGAGAUCCGGGACAUGUGGUACAAUCUCGGACCCCACAAGAUCAAAUUCAUCCCCGAGAUGGUGGGCCCCAUCCUGGAGAUGACGCUGGUACCGGAGAUCGAAUUACGCAAGGCCACCAUUCCCAUCUUCUUUGACAUGAUGCAGUGCGAGUUCCACUUCACGUGCAGCUUCCAGCGGUUCGAGAACGAGAUCAUCACCAAGCUGGAUCACGAGGUGGAGGGCGGCCGCGGGGACGAGCAGUACAAGGUUCUCUUCCAGAAGAUUUUACUGGAGCACUGCAGGAAGCACAAGUACUUGGCCAAAACCGGCGAGAACUUUGUGGGCCUGGUGGUGCGUCUCCUGGAGAGGCUGCUGGACUACCGCACCAUCAUGCACGACGAGAACAAGGAGAACCGCAUGAGCUGCACCGUCAACGUGCUGAACUUUUACAAGGAGAUCGACAGAGAGGAGAUGUACAUUAGGUACCUGUACAAGCUGUGCGACCUCCACAAAGAGUGCGACAACUACACGGAGGCGGCUUACACGCUGCUGCUGCACGCCAAGCUGCUCAAGUGGUCCGACGAGGCGUGCGCGGCCCACCUGACCCAGCGGGAUGGUUACCAUGCUUCCACUCAGUGCCAGCUGAAGGACCAGCUCUACCAGGAGAUUAUCAAUUACUUUGACAAGGGCAAGAUGUGGGAGGAAGCCAUCAUUUUGGGGAAGGAACUAGCGGAGCAGUACGAGAAUGAAAUGUUUGAUUUUGAGCAGCUUAGUGCAUCCUUGCGAAAGCAAGCCCAGUUCUACGAAAACAUUGUGAAGGUGAUCCGGCCCAAACCCGACUACUUCGCGGUGGGCUACUACGGCGUGGGCUUCCCUUCCUUUCUAAGGAACAAAAUGUUCAUCUAUCGCGGGAAGGAGUACGAACGCUGGGAGGACUUCGAAGCCCGCCUCCUCACGCAGUUCCCCAACGCCGAGAAGAUGAAGACCACCACGCCGCCCAGCGAGGACACCAAAGGUUCGCCUGGACAGAACAUCCAGUGUUUUACAGUGAAACCCAUCCUGGAUUUACCCGCCAAGUUCCAGAACAAGCCAGUGUCUGAGCAAAUACUCAGCUUCUACACCGUAAAUGAAGUCCAUAAAUUCCAGUAUUCCAGGCCGGUCAGGAAAGGCGAGAAGGACCCGGACAACGAGUUCGCGAACAUGUGGAUCGAGAGGACCACGUACUCCACGGCCUACAAGCUGCCGGGCAUCCUCCGCUGGUUCGAAGUCAAGUCCGUCUGCACGGAUGAGAUCAGCCCCCUGGAGAACGCCAUGGAGACCAUGCAGCUGGCCAACGACAAGAUCAGCAGCAUGGUGCAGAAGCAUCUCAGCGACCCCAACCUUCCCAUCAACCCCCUUUCCAUGCUGCUCAACGGAAUUGUGGACCCCGCCGUCAUGGGGGGGUUCACCAACUACGAGAAGGCCUUCUUCAACGACAAGUACAUGCAGGAGCAUCCGGAGGACCUGGAGAAGAUCGAGAAGCUCAAGGACCUCAUCGCCUGGCAGAUCCCGCACCUUGCCGAAGGCGUGCGCAUCCACGGGGAGAAAGUCACCGAGGCCCUGAGGCCUUUCCACGACCGCAUGGAGGCCUGCUUUAAGCAACUGCGAGAGAAAGUGGAGAAACAAUACGGAGUCAAGACUCUGCCACCGGCAGAUGAACGUCGGGGGUCCCGGCCACACUCCAUGGUGCGCUCCUUCACCAUGCCCUCCUCCCAGAGGCCGCUCUCGGUGGCCUCGGUCACCUCGGUCUCUUCAGACAACCCCCCCUCCAGGCCCAGCUCGGACGGCUUCGCCAUGGAGCCCCUUCUUCCAAAGAAGCUGCACACCAAGUCUCAGGACAAGCUGGACCGCGACGAGCCCGAGCGGGAGCGGCGGGACAAGAAGAAGGAGAAGAGGAACAGCAAACACCAGGAGAUCUUCGACAAGGAGAUGAAGACCACCGAGAUCCAUCUGCAGCCUGCUGAGGCCGUCAUACUCUCAGAGACGAUCAGCCCUCUGAGGCCUCAGAGACCCAGAAGUCAAGUCCUCAACCAGCUGGGCGGAGACCGCCGCCUCUCCGUGUCCCCCGGGCCUCCUUCCUCGCCGUCCAACUCCUCUUCCUCCUCCUCGCCGGCACCCCCGCCCAUCACGCCAAGGAGCAAGCUGUCCUUCAGUCUGCACACGGUCUCCAGUCUGGAGUUGAACGGGUCAGGUUGCGCCGACAAGGCGGAGAUCCCUCCUCCGCUCCCCGUCAAAGGCAGCACGGCCGACUACGGCAACCUGCUGGAUAAUCAAGACCUGAGCGCUCCCUCCACGCCUCCGCCGCCCCCGCCGCCGCAUCAACGGCAUUUACCGCCGCCGCUGCCCAGCAAGACGCCGCCGCCGCCCCCUCCCAAGACCACCAGGAAGCAGGCGUCCAUCGAUUCAGGGAUUGUACAGUAAGCAAAGACGCUGACAAAAGGACGGGCGGAACGAUCGCCCCCCCCUCUUAAAGCCCUUCACCACCCUCCAGCCAACACAUUCCCGCCUUGACCAGAUGAAUACCUCAUUGCGGCCCCGCCCCCUUUUCUCCACAUGAUUAAUUUGCGCGAGCAGCAGCCACGCAAACAUCCUCACCUCAUGCAACGUAAUCUCGCAACAUGUACAGAGGUUUGUAAAUAGCAUUUUUUUUUUUUUUUUUCUGCUUUCUUUUAACGUUGUUAGCUCACCAGGCAUUUUGUACCAAACAUCGACAAAAAAAAAAGGGCUGUAGGACUUUUAGGAGUUUUUUUUUUUCUCUUGGUGGAAGUUUGGCGUGCACGUUGUUGGCAACUAACAUUUACUGCACCACAUUCACUACUGACACCACGCACGAAUAAACCUUCAAAUGUAAGGAUUUUUAAGCAAAAA
Molecule: messenger RNA, 6339 nt
Organism: Nerophis ophidion (straightnose pipefish)
Lineage: Eukaryota; Metazoa; Chordata; Actinopteri; Syngnathiformes; Syngnathidae
Gene: dock1
Product: dedicator of cytokinesis 1
Exons: 52
Coding region: 16-5892 (1958 amino acids)
Biological process (GO): small GTPase-mediated signal transduction; cell migration
Cellular component (GO): cytoplasm; plasma membrane
Molecular function (GO): guanyl-nucleotide exchange factor activity; small GTPase binding
Source: RefSeq, a predicted model, not a curated record